GCGCACACUCCCCCGCGGCCGCGCCCCCGAUCUCGCCGGGCCGGUGGCCCUCGCCGCCGGCGACACCCACCGCCCAAUCGCCCACGCCCGGGGGGCGAUGGAGGCGGCCUUCGACGCCUACUUCCGCGCCGCAGAUCUGGACCGCGACGGCCGGAUCAGCGGCCAGGAGGCCGUCGCCUUCUUCAAGGGCUCCGGCCUGCCCCAGCCCGUCCUCGCGCAGAUUUGGACGUAUGCUGAUAAAAACCGGUCUGGUUUUCUUGGGCGUGAAGACUUCUUCAAUGCACUCAAACUUGUCACAGUAGCUCAGAGCGGCCGAGAAUUGACACCUGAUAUUGUUAGAUCAGCAUUAUUCGGCCCAGCUGCUGCGAAAAUCCCUGCUCCUCGGAUAAAUGUUUCUACAGCUGCUCCUCAGGCAAGUAGCGUAGCUAACCUCCCGAAUGCCACUCAAGCACCAGGUCCUGUUCAGCAGACUCCUGUCGUAAGAGGGACACAAGGGCUUCCUGGUAUAUCGUCAAAUCCACAAGUCAGGCCACCACAACCUCCAAAUGCAAACACUGCGCCCCCUGCUCAUGGUCAGGGAGUUGCCUCAAGGCCACCCGUAGGAAGUGGUCCCACUGGGAUAAACCAUACUAGCUCAACCACACCAAGUCUAGCAACUGAUUGGUUCAGUGGUAAGAGAAGUGCAAGUCCGUUGGGUGCAACUUCACAAACUCCAACAAGAGGUAUUUCUCCACAGGCCAACCUUAGCAGUGCGGGAAUCUCAGUGCAGAAUUCAGCUCCUGUACCAGGCUACAAUUCUCAUACACCAGGUGUCAAUGCAAUUUCAACAAAUUUGAACGUGAUGUCUUCCCAACCAUCAGUCAAUGACUCCAAGGCGUUGGUGCCAUUGGGUAAUGGAUUGUCGUCAAACUCAACUUUUGGUGCUGACCCUUUCUCUGCAACUCCACGACCAGAACAGGGUUCACCUUUUCCCCCCAACGUUCCAAACAAUCUGCUCAGCUCUACCCCUCCUGCCUCAGCUGCUGGACAUCAUCACCCUCCUAAGCCAAUGCAGGCUGGUCCUGUGCAGAGUAUAUCCUCGCUUUCUCCUCAUACUAGCCAGUUGCCACACAAUCAGCCACCUCCGAGGCAACAACAAUUUAAUGCUACACCAAGUGCUCCAGGACCAGUGAGUUCAAAUAUUCCCACUGGACAAAUUCCUUCAAGCCCAAGCCAGCCUCAGGCACCAUGGCCGAAAAUCACUCAAGUAGAUGUCAGAAAAUACAUGAUUGUAUUUAUCAAGGUAGACAGGGAUCGUGAUGGGAAAAUCACUGGUGAAGAGGCAAGGAAUCUAUUUUUAAGUUGGAGGCUUCCAAGAGAUGUCUUAAGGAAGGUGUGGGAUUUGUCCGACCAGGAUAAGGAUGGGAUGCUAUCUUUCAAGGAAUUUUGUAUUGCUGUGUACUUAAUGGAGAGACAUCGAGAGCACCGUCCUCUUCCUGACACAGUAACAGAUGCUAUUUGGGCUGAGGGCACCGCACUACCCUCUACUGGACAGUUUGCAGAAAAUCCUAGUGCCCCCGCUCCUCAAGCAAGUGCCGGAUAUACAAGUAGAACAAUGCAAGGACCACAUCAUGGGAUGCUUCCCUCAUCCAUGAAGCCACCAUCUCGGAGGCCUCUUCCUUUAGAUGCUGACGAUACUAUUAAGCCAGAGCAACAAAAGCCAAAGGUCCCUGUCUUGGAGGAACAUCUAGUUGGCCAACUAAGCAAGGAGGAACAAGAUACACUGGAUGCAAAGUUUAAUGAAGCUUCAGUCGCUGAUAAGAAAGUCCAAGAGUUGGAGAAGGAGAUCCUUGAUUCUAGAGAGAAGACCGAGUUUUAUCGCACGAAGAUGCAGGAGCUUAUUCUUUACAAAAGUAGGUGCGACAAUAGGUUUAAUGAAGUCUCAGAAAGUAUGUCUGCUGAUAAACGUGAGGUCCAAUCUCUUUCUGCAAAAUAUGAUGAGAGAUGCAAGAAGGUUGGAGAUGUGGCAUCAAAGCUAACAAUGGAUGAGGCUACUUUCCGUGAGAUCCAGGAGAAGAAGUUGGAAAUUUAUAACGCCAUAGUUAAGCUGCAAAAAGGGGAUGAUAGCGAUGAGAAGUUUCAGGAGCGGGCUAAUAAGAUACAGUCAGAUCUUGAGGAGCUUGUGAAAUCAUUGAAUGAGCAAUGCAAGAGAUAUGGGUUGAGAGCUAAGCCAACUACUUUAGUGGAGCUUCCUUUUGGUUGGCAACCUGGAAUUCAAGAGACAGCUUAUGCAUGGGAUGAAGAAUGGGAUAAUUUUGGAGAUGAAGGAUUCUCUAUAAUAAAGGAACUAACAGUUGAAGUGGAGCCUCCCGUUGUAGCAAAGAGUCAGCCUACUGAGGAUGUUAAAGCAUCUUCAAAUGGGGCAUCAACAGAAAAAGAAGACAACAAGGGUGAUAAAUCUGCUGCUGCUGUGGAGCAGGUUGUCAAACCUGAAACAGCACCUUCGAAUAUCAAACCAGAGUCAGCAAAAAGUCCUCCAGUUAGUCCUGUCAAGAACAAAGAGGAUGGUCCCGAUGAACAUGAUAAAAAGCAAUCUGGAACAAAUGAUGUCUCACCACGUGAGAGUAUCAGCAACCGUGGAGCAAUGGAUUCCCCUACUCAUGGAGAUAAAACCCAUGAUGGACACUCAUGGGGCAUGGAUAAUGACUCCCUAUGGAACUUUGAUCAUAAGGAGGGUGAGAAUGGUGAUUCAGAUCUCUUCUUUGGGCCACAAGGCCUUCCCCCGAUAAGAACUGGAGGUUCCUCAUCUGGUAAUUCAGUUGUCAAGGAACAGAAGCCGUUCUUUGAUUCUGUUCCUGGUACCCCAGUGGAGAAAUCCGUCUUUGAUUCCAUCCCAGGCACGCCAUUUCAGAAAUCCGUCUUUGAUUCUAUCCCAGGCACGCCAGUUCAGAAAUCCGUGUUUGAUUACUCUGUCCCUAGCACACCGAUGCAGAACUCAGUCUUUGAUUAUUCUGUCCCAAGCACGCCGAUGCAGAAGUCACUCUUUGAUUCUGUCCCUGGUACACCGGUGCAGAGAUCAGUUUUCGAUUCUGUUCCGAGCACACCAAUGCAGAGAUCAGUUUUUGACUCUGUUCCGAGCACGCCGACGCAGAAACCAUUCUUCGACUCCUUUCCAAGCACACCAAUGCAGAGAUCACUGUUCGAUUCUGGGCCAAGCAGAGCAGAAUCUCCUACCGCCAGCAGCAUGUAUGGCAAAGAGCAGAAGGGAUUCUUCGAUUCUUCAGUCCCGAGUACUCCAAUGUACAACUCAAGCUUCACGCCAAGGUAUAGCGAAGCAGGAGACGAUUCAUUCGACACCAUGUCCCAAUACAGCUCAUUUGGCAUGCACGAGAGCAAUUCCUUUGGACAGCGCGACAGCUUAUCGAGAUUCGAUUCUUUCAGCAGCAAUGCUGACAACGGUGGGAAUGACACUUUUGCGAGGUUUGAUUCUUUCCGCAGCACUUCAGAUCAGGGUGGGGGCAACAGCUUCAUGAGGUACGAUUCCAUGAACAGCAGCAGCGACCAUGACGGGAUCGGCACGUUUGCGAGGUUUGAUUCGAUGAAGAGCAGUAACUACAACAGCCGGGGCUACUCGUUCGACGACGAGGACCCCUUUGGGACAGGGCCGUUUAAAUCGACAGAGACCACGAGCCACAGCCCGACAAAACAUGGGACGGACACAUGGAGCGCGUUUUGACAGGCAGGGGCUGUAUCAUAUAUUCAAUAGAGGUCAUGCGCUUGUGCACCUUACUGCAGAUAUAUACACACGUACAGGGGCAAGACAAUUUUUUGUUGUGUGCAUGGGCCUCUGCUCCAACACACCUGGGGAAGGGGAAGGGAUGGGACGGGGAUUUGCUUGUGUGCUUGCUUUGUGUUUAAUUUUGUACGUAGGCUGGGAACAUGUGUUUGGUGGGAUGAUGAUGAUGAUGCUGCUGCUGCUGCUUAUAAACUCAACAUUCUUUAUACCUUGUAUUGUACAAGUGCAUGUACAAGAUGUGAGUCGACCCGUUUGGGUUGAGU
This is a messenger RNA of Zea mays, 4038 nucleotides long. RefSeq lists its product as uncharacterized. Gene Ontology annotation, cellular component: plasma membrane; cytoplasm. The record is from RefSeq and is marked validated. Lineage: Eukaryota; Viridiplantae; Streptophyta; Magnoliopsida; Poales; Poaceae. The transcript is spliced from 13 exons. Bases 98 to 3715 code for a protein of 1205 amino acids. Gene Ontology annotation, molecular function: calcium ion binding; protein binding. Gene Ontology annotation, biological process: endosomal transport; endocytosis.